AUCAGGCUCCAGGGCUGUCCGCCAUGUUGAGUGCAGCUGACGAUCGGACCUAAAGUCGUCUGCAGCUGGAUUCUGAGAAAUCUCACGAGACACGUUGAAGUGAAGUGAUCUGCAAGUGAAAGUCCCUGUGUCGAGAAGACGACUUGAAGGAUCAGCCAUGUGGAGGUAACACUUCUGAAGGAGCGAUGAUGACACCUGAACACACAGAGAACAACACCACACGUUAGAGUUCUGAUGUUUGAGUCAUGAGACUGCUGAACUCCAGGACCAACUUCAAGGCGCUAUGGCUGGUGACGUUCAUCUUCUGUGUGCUGAGCCUGACGUUCUGGAGCCGGCAGUGUCCGGAGGAGCAGGCGCGCCCGGCCCUGUCCCAUGGAGAGAGGGGGGAUUACUACGACCAGGAGAAGCCUAACCCCGACGCGCUGCCCAACGCGGCCGCCCCCCCACAUCACCUCAGCAUCCUGACGGCCGACAGCAGCCAGCUCAACCCCAACGCGCUGCCGCCCGGCAGACAUAAGUACCAGCCCAUCGAGUGCCUCAUCAACGAUGAGUACAGCAUCGAGUGCCGCCGGGAGAACGAGGAGGUUUACGUCCCGUUUAACUUCCUGGAGAAGUACUUUGAGGUGAACGGGCACAUUGCUGAGUACGAUGGGUACGACAGGUUCGAGUGGCAGCACAGCUACUCCCGCAUCUACCAGCCGCGCGGCCCGUACUCACCCGAGGGCAUCUUCAUGUCGUUCGAGAACUACAACGUCGAGAUACGAGAUCGCGUCAAGGCCAUCAGCGGGGUGGAAGGAGUUCCUGUAUCGACCCAGUGGGGCCCCGACCCGUACUUCUACCCUAUCCAGAUCGCGCAGUUUGGGCUGAGCCACUUCAGUAAGAAUCUGACCGAGAAGGAGCCGCGUGUGACGGUGUUUGAGCGGGGAGACGGGCAGGUGGGGACCAGGUGGGACGUCCCGGGGAAACAAGCGCAGGUGGAGUCAGUCACGGACAAGGGCUGCAGCUGCAGGGUGCUGCAGUUUCACACAGACGUGCUGCCUGCAGGUUUCGGCCCCACCCUGAUGCUGGGAGCCACGUCAGACCAGAUCCUGUCCUUCCACGUGAAGUUUUCCCCGUCGGCCGUGCUCUCCAACGUGUCUGUGGUGGUGGACACGUCCUACAAGAAGCAGUACAUCCUGCACUACACGUCCGGCACGGACCUCAUCUCUGCGAAAGGCACCAACAUUUACUACGGCAUCGGGCCCAGGCCAGACUGGAGCCUGAUCACCAGGGACCUGCUGUGUGACCUCAGGAAAGGUGUCGGCCUCUCCAACAGCAAGUCCGUCAAGAAGACAAAAAUCACCAUCAAGAGGGUGUCAAAGGUCAUCCUCCAGGGAGCGGGGAGGAUCAGUAACAUCACCAUGGCAACGUCCUCCCAUAUCCCGCAGUUCUUCGACGCUGCUGAUUGGUUUGUGCGUAACCAGGACGACGCUGGCGGGUGGCCGAUAAACGUUGUCCGUAAGCUCGUGGACGGGAUGCAGGAGCUGCCUCCGGGCUGGUACUCCGCCAUGGCGCAGGGCCAGGCCAUGUCCACACUCACGCGCGCCUACACCAGGACUCGCCACAGGCGGUACCUCGAUGCCGCCCUGCGCGCCACCAAGCCGUUCCGCGUGCCGUCUGAGAAGGGCGGCGUCCUGGCCGUGUUCAUGGGGCAGCACCGGUGGUACGAGGAGUACCCCACCACACCAAGCAGCUUCGUGCUGAACGGGUUCAUCUACUCGCUGAUCGGUCUGUACGACCUGCAGCAAACCGCGCCCGGGGAGGAGGGGAAGGAGGCUGCACAGCUGUACCAGGAAGGCAUGCGCUCGCUGAAGGCUCUCAUGCCGCUGUACGACACGGGCGCAGGCACCGUGUACGACUUGAGACACUUCAUGCUGGGCAUUGCCCCGAACAUUGCGCGCUGGGACUACCACACCACUCACGUCAACCUGCUGCAGCUGCUGGUGUCCAUCGACCCUGACCCAGUCCUCGCUGGGACCCUGAAACGCUGGGUGGGCUACACCAAGGGCAGGAGGGCCAAGCACAACUAGAUCUGCAGCAGGAAGGCCAAGCACAACUAAAACUUCAGCUGGAGGGCCUAGCACAACUAGCCCUGCAGC
Messenger RNA from Branchiostoma belcheri (Belcher's lancelet), 2138 nucleotides. RefSeq names its product D-glucuronyl C5-epimerase-like. Gene Ontology annotation, molecular function: heparosan-N-sulfate-glucuronate 5-epimerase activity. NCBI's taxonomy places the organism in Eukaryota, Metazoa, Chordata, Leptocardii, Amphioxiformes, Branchiostomatidae. The transcript has 5 exons. The record is from RefSeq and is a predicted model, not a curated record. Gene Ontology annotation, cellular component: Golgi apparatus. Gene Ontology annotation, biological process: heparan sulfate proteoglycan biosynthetic process. The coding region runs from base 246 to 2069 and encodes 607 amino acids.